AUGAAAGUGAAGCACAAAAUUUUGUUGACUGUUAUUAUCGCAUUUUUGGCCAUCACAAGUACCGUAUUGCUGUGUCUUUACUACAUAAAACAAUCAAAUAAGAAGUUUAUCAAUCUUAUCCAUUCAGAUUUGAUAGAGAAGAACAGAGAUGAAUUAUUCGGUAUCAUGCCACAAAAUGCGUGUAUAAUAAUGCUGAGCAAGGUAACACUGGCUAGCACCGAUGUGCUGGUGAUUUCUCCGAACGAAAGCACGCUUACCAGCCAAUAUAUUCUUCCAUUCGUCGAUUAUAAUGAGGAAAAACUGGCAGCGUACUCCUCUAUAAAGAACGCGUUUAGUUUAUUAUCGAUGAAAUUCAAGGAGUAUCGGAGAUAUAUUCCGCUUGAAAAGAAGAAUAUAAGUGUGCUGGACAAGGAAAAUCUUUUUGCACGUAUCGGAGCACGGCUAUUCUGGAAUUAUGACAUUGUACGUUUUGAGAAAUUUCUUUCGUUUUUUGCAACAACUUUUAGCACAAAUGACCUGUUCUGCUAUCUGUUUAAAAUAAGCAAUGGAAAGUUGAGCAUCAUCAGGCUGGAGAUAGUGGGAGUGAAGGCUGUGAAGAAAAACUGUACUGAAUAUUAUUUGGGAAAGUACGCUCAAAAUAUGAUGGCGUAUUUUGUUGAGAUGCAGACAGAGAGAAUGACAGACAAAGACGUACAAACCGUUUUACAUGCUUAG
Molecule: messenger RNA, 714 nt
Organism: Vavraia culicis subsp. floridensis
Lineage: Eukaryota; Fungi; Microsporidia; Pleistophoridae
Exons: 1
Coding region: 1-714 (237 amino acids)
Source: RefSeq, a predicted model, not a curated record